Molecule: messenger RNA, 2655 nt
Organism: Hippocampus zosterae (dwarf seahorse)
Lineage: Eukaryota; Metazoa; Chordata; Actinopteri; Syngnathiformes; Syngnathidae
Product: intraflagellar transport protein 80 homolog
Exons: 3
Biological process (GO): cilium assembly
Cellular component (GO): cilium; intraciliary transport particle B; centrosome
Molecular function (GO): protein binding
Source: RefSeq, a predicted model, not a curated record
AUGACUGAAAAACAGGUUGCAGGCGAGGCUGCUGGGCAUCUUGAGGGUGUGGUGGACUUCCACUCCAGCAUCAUCAACACCAUCCUGCAGCAGAACAGCCGCAUCGACCGCCAGCUCACCGAGCUUGGCCAUAACCUCAACCUGCUCAAAUUCUUCGCCCUAGAAAAUCUACAAAUACGAGUUGCGUCUGCUCACCCCGGUGACCUGCCCGCUCAAGAAGGGGCCAAGUUCAAUCUCCGGUUUGAGCUGGUGGACGAGGAGGGCCAGCGUGUGCGCAACGACAAUCCCCUCACCUUCAGCCUGGCGGUCCUCUCCGCGGACAACCAGCCACUCGAGACCACCAACAUAUUCCGCUACUGCCUGGACAGCAAACUGGUGGAGGGAGAGGGCGAAAUCCGGGGGGUGCAGCCGAUCGAAGUGACCUCGCACUUCCCGAAGGGGUUCGUGACGCUGGGGGUGCGGCUGCACUGCCAGAACGUGCAGCGGCGAUACGCGGAGCAGGCCUGUGUCAAGCUCUUCACACCCGCCAACGGCACCGUCAACAAAUUCGUCGACCUCCCCUCGCCGAUCAAUGACUUUGAUGCCAUGCCCCCCAUGAAGGGCGCUGCGGAAGGGUUCGCCCUGGCCCACGCGGACGGGACCGUCAGUUUUCUACUCAAGACUGGGAAGUUAGAGAAAAAGCACCCCGACGCGCACAAGGGGAGUGCGGUGGCUGUCAAGUGGAGUUACGACGGCAGCUCGCUGGCAAGCUGCGGAGAGGACGGGGUGGUCAAGAUCUGGUCUAGGAACGGCAGCUUCCGGAAUGAGCUGAUGCGCCAGGACAGCACUGUCUACUCGCUGGGGUGGUCGCCCGAAAGCGACGCAGUGUUGUACUGCAACGAGAAGACCAUCACCAUAAAGCCUAUCCAGCCAAGCCGGAAGGCCAACACCUGGAAGGCGCACGACUGCCUGGUGCUGCGGGUGGACUGGAACCCCUCCAGCAACCUGAUCGUGUCGGCAGGCGAGGACUGUCGCUACAAGAUCUGGGAUCAUUUUGGCCGACAGCUGUUCUGCUCGACGCCCUACGACUAUGUGCUGACGGCGGUGGCCUGGGCUCCCAGUGGGGAAUAUUUCGCAGUGGGAGGGUUUGGUAUGCUGCGGCUUUGUGACAAGACUGGGUGGACAUACUCAUACCACAAGCUGGCGGCCGGCUCGCCUUACAAGAUCGCGUGGUCGCAGGAUUCGACGGCGAUCGCCGCUGGCUGCGGAGGAGGCGAGGUGCUGGUGGGCAGCGUGCUGGACCGGGCGUUCCACUACCAGUCGUGGGAGGCGCUGGUGGCGGGCGAGCAGCGGAUCGUGGUGAAGGACCUGGUGAACGAGGCCCAAUAAGAGAUCGAAUUCAAGGACCGGGUGGUGAACGUGUCCCUGGCCUACAACCACCUCGUAGUGACCACCUCGAAGCAGUGCUACGUGUACAACUUCCAGAACUGGAACACCCCGGUGAUCCUGGACCUGCGGGACUCCGUGACGAUGGUGGUGCAGAGUGCCCGGCAUUUCAUGCUGGUGGACGUGGCCAGCGGGCUGCUGCUCUACAACUACGACGGGAAGAGCCUCGCGACUGUCAAGCUCGCCGGCAAGUACGAGUUCCUGACCAAGCGCAAGGUCAGCCUCUCGCCUGACUAUCUAGCCAUCGUCGAGAACAACAACCGCUCGCUCAAGUUUUACGACGUGGCCAGUGGCAAGCCCGCAGCCUUCCAGCUGGACCACUCUGCGGACAUCACCGAGGUGCACCUCAACCAGGUCGAAAACGCAGCCGAGCGGAAGAUCGCCUUCACGGACAGCAACAAGGACCUGCACCUCUGCAGCUACGGCAAGAAGGAGGUCGAGAAGGUGGCCGGCAUCGUGGAGUCCUUCCAGUGGCACUCGCGAUUCGAUGUGCUGGCGGCCACCUCUCACGAGCGCUUCCUGGCGUGGUACUCGCCCGCAGCUGUGUUCCUGGACAAAGACAUCCUGGAGCUGUGCAAGGUGGCUCGCGAGGCGCCGCAGGUCGGCCACCUGAGCCAGAUCGUGAGCUUCACGGGGUCAGCGGUGACCAUCCGGCGGAAAGACGGGGCCCUGGUCAGCGAAAGCGUCUCGCCGUACCCGUUCAUCCUCUACGAGUUCUGCGAGAAGCUGAAGUGGGAGAAGGCGAUAAAGCUGUGCCGCUACGUCAAGGAGCCCUCGCUGUGGGCCUGUCUGGCGGUGGUCUCGCUGCUGGUCCGCGAACUCAACUCGGUGGAGAUCGCGCUGGCGGCGAUCGAGAUGGCGGACAAGCUGGAGUACAUAAACUACGUGAAGGAGCUGCCCUCCGAGGUGUCGCGGCAGGCGGCGCUGGCCCUCUUCUUCCGGAAGUACCAGGAGGCCGAGCAGAUCCUCGUGCAGAGCAAACUGUUCUACCGGGCGGUUAAGAUGAACAUCAAGCUCUUCCGCUGGGAGCACGCCCUCGACCUGGCCUACGGGUUCAAGAAGCACGUGGACACCGUGGUGGCCUACCGCAACCGCUACCUCGAGCGCAUCGGCAAGGAGGAGAACCUCAAGAAGUUCCUGAAGGCGCGCGAGGAGGUGGGCGUGGUCAGCUGGGAGGCAGUCAAGGCCGAGAUCCGCGCGGAGAAGGAGCGCGAGAAGAAGCUGAAAUGA